This is a messenger RNA of Scophthalmus maximus (turbot), 2226 nucleotides long. It is a transcript of the gene rlig1, whose product is annotated as chromosome 7 C12orf29 homolog. Gene Ontology annotation, molecular function: RNA ligase (ATP) activity. NCBI's taxonomy places the organism in Eukaryota, Metazoa, Chordata, Actinopteri, Pleuronectiformes, Scophthalmidae. The record is from RefSeq and is a predicted model, not a curated record. The transcript is spliced from 7 exons. Gene Ontology annotation, biological process: response to reactive oxygen species. Bases 165 to 1142 code for a protein of 325 amino acids.
AAGAAGAAGAAGAAGAAGAAGAAGAAGAAGAAGAAGAAGAACCACGUGACCAGAAACGUCGGCCGCGUCCCACGACACAUCCCCAGUCGUGAUGCAGAAACGUCGUUAAAGAGUCCCGCACUUCCUGCACAGCCACGACGAGCGGGACGGCGGAGCGGCACACGAUGAUGCGACGCCUGGGCUCCGUGCAGCAGAAGAUACCGUGCGUGUUCCUGACGGAGGUGAGGGAGGGACAGUCCGCGAAACGGGACCGCCAGCAAUUUCAGGUGGUUGCCACUGAGCGUGUCAACCCCGUCGCUCUGGAGGCGAACAUCACCUGUGCACUCGCCACAGAAAAACUUGAUGGCACCUGCUGUUAUGUUGCACUUUAUAAAGGCCAGCCGUACCUCUGGGCUCGACUUGACAGGAAACCCAACAAACAAGCAGAGAAGAGGUUCAAAAAGCACCAGCAUUCUCACAGGAGCUCCAAAGGUUUCACAUGGAACGUAGAGGAAGACUUUAAGACGGUGCCGGAGGCGUGGAUCCCAGCACACCGGGUCAAAAACCACAACGGCCGCCCAGUGCCUGAUGAGCUUGGACACAUUCCAGGCUGGGUGCCGGUGGAGGGGGACAACAAGCAGUACUGUUGGCACUCCGCCGUGGUGGACUAUGAGGUCGGGGCGGCUCUGGUGCUCCGGCCCAACGCGGACGAGGGAGACGUGCUAGAAAUCGCAGCGGUUCCACUGGCCGACCUCGUGGAACAGACGCUGGAGCUCAUCGGAACCAGUGUCAACGGGAACCCGUACGGACUGGGGAGUAAGAAGCGGCCCGUCCACUGCCUGGUGUCCCAUGGCAGUGUUAAAGUCACCACGCUCCCCCCGCUGGACUUCCAGCAGCUGCGGUCCUGGUUCCACGAGAGUCCGGAGGGCCGAGUGGAGGGCAUCGUCUGGCACUGCGGCGACGGCACUCUCCUUAAGGUUCAUCGCCAUCACCUUGGACUGAGGUGGCCCGACGGGGAGCCGUGCUUCGGGAACCGGUCGGUGGUCGUUCGUGUCGACUGGACCGCCGAGGAGUACACUGGCGGCAAAGACUUGUUCGCCUCUCUCUCCGCCCUGAACGGACACCGCUUCAGCCGGCUGCAGGACAUCCAGUUUGACCCAUGAGCCUACACAGUCUUGAGACGACAGACACAUUCCCACUCCAAAGCUUCUGCUGUGUGACCACUGUAAGAAUUUGUUACACUGUGGAUAACCGCACGAUAGUGUUAAUCGUAAUCUUGGACAAGUAUAUUAACCGUUCAGCAUUUCAAGCUAUGUCCCCGUGGAAAUCAGCGAAGUACACACAGGGUUUUUCCGAUGUCAACACGAAGUGAGACUCUUGAUCGGAGCGGUUCCCACCGAGGCAGGACUCACUGACACGAACACUAAGGAGGAUCGACAAACUGUGAGCUGUAUUAAAGGCCCGAAGAGUUUUCAUUUAGCUUUGUAGAAAAGUUCACAGCUCUCAGAUGUAUUCACAUUACAUCAGAGACAGGAGUGUCUCCAAUUAACUUAACCCUAAUGGGGGGGAAGCCGGAGAACCUGUAGAGAACCCACGCAGACACGGGGAGAAAAUGCAGACUCCACACAGGAAGUCAGCAUGUUCUGGUUGGUUCGAAACCGGGAUAAUAUAUGUAAUAAAACCAUUUCAUUUCAACUAUGAGCCUCAACCAAAGCACUUGAUCAGAUUGUCCCUCAUUGAAAACAUAAGAUGUAGACCUUCAUUUACACACACAGUCACACUGAAAACAGCAUUGUCCUCACAAACUCCGGUCCCUUGUGAAUUACCGCCCCCAUGUCUGAGCAACGAAUAACGAUGAAGAGAUGGAUUGUAAUGCUAGGACGAGUUCAAAUCAUAUUCUUUACCUUCACUCAUACAUGGCCUUUCUGGAUUCUGAUUGAUGGGAGUGAUUGCAGCGACAGAACUUUUAAUCCUUUUGCCUGGACACUGAGCCACCAGGCUCCUUGGCUACAGUGCAAACAAGGCUAGCAAUAGAUUGCCACUUUUGCAUCUUCAUGCUGACAUUUCUCUACGCAAAUAUAGUUCAUCUGGUGUGAAGCCACUUUCUUUUUUCCACGAGAAAGCUUUUUAGUGUUUAGAUGCGAUAAUGUGAAAUAUGCGGUUGCUUGAAUGUUCCCUUAAUUUACUGUGAAUACAAACUAUUUAAUUUCCAAGUGAAGAAUAAAUGAUGAGUAUGUAAACAUUUGA